AUGAUUGUCAGUUCUGCAAACGCAAGGGAGGCCACGGUAGUAUACACGCCUCCCAAAUGCAGCUUUACCCGCAUCCUUUCGCUUGGCCCGGCAGGGAUAACCGACGGCACCCACCGGGCCCAACACUCGUUCCUGAUAUCGGCAAUAGGCGUUAUGUACCAGUACAUCGACAAUAGGCGCCAUGUAUCACUCUUGACGGCACUUGUCCUGAAAUGCAUCUACAACUUGACAUUGCAUCCGUUGGCACGCUUCCCAGGCCCUUUCCUCUGCCGGGCCACGCGUCUAGCGUACUGCCGUCGCCUCGUGAGCGGCCGCCUGCCUUUUGAGAUUCUGGACCUGCACAAAAAGUACGGCGACGUGGUCAGGAUCGCCCCGGACGAGCUCUCCUUCGCGCACCCGACCGCCUGGCUCGAAAUCUACGGCCACAGGCCGCACGGGAGCGAUGGCCCGGAGGAACUGCCCAAAUAUCAGACCUAUUUCCGCAACGCAGGGAUGCCGCCGAGCAUCGUCAACGAGGACAGGGAAAACCAUGCCCUGAUCCGCCGGCUGCUGGCCCCGGGAUUCAGCGAACGGACGAUGCGCGAUCAGGAGCCCAUUAUCGGCGGCUACGUCGAUCUCCUGAUCAAACAGCUCCACGCCAACUGCUCGGUCCCUGAUUCGAACCAAGACCGAGACGCUGCUACUCCUAUUUCUCUCGACUCUGGCGACGGAGCCGCCGGAGCGCGGCUUCUCCGCAACAGACGGCCCAAGGUAUCCAGCGCUGGCCAUGAGAAGGGCGACGGCAGAAAGAUGAUUAUCAUGAGCAACUGGCUGACCUGGACGACGUUUGACAUAAUCGGCGACCUCGUCUUCGGCGAGCCCUUCGGCUGCCUGGCGCGCGGCCGCUACGACCCCUGGGUCUCGCAGAUCAACCACGCCGGGCCGGCCACGGCCUACAUCUGGACGCUCAAGUACCUCGGGCUCGACGUGGUCGUGCUGCCCGUGGCCAUGGCCUGGAUGCGCCGGCAGCGCCUCGCGCGCGAGACCACGGCCAAGCUGCGCCGCCGCAUGGAGCUGGGCGCCGACGGGCGCCCGGACCUCAUCGGCGGCCUCCUCCGCAAGCAGAGCGACUGGAACCUCGAAUACUGGCGCAUCCGCGUCAACGUCGGCACCCUCGUCCUCGCCGGCUCCGAGACGACGGCCACGCUGCUCUGCGGCGUCACCUUCCUGCUUGUCUCGCACCCGCCCGCGCUCGAGAGGCUGGCGGCCGAGGUCCGGUCCGCCUUCUCGUCCCAGGCCGAUAUCACGAUGCUGUCGGUGGCCAGGCUGCCGUACAUGCUCGCCUGCCUCAAUGAGGCCCUCCGGGCAUACCCGCCCGCCGCCGUCGGGCUGCCGCGGGUGGUCCCACCCGGCGGCGCCACCGUCGCGGGAGAGUACCUCCCUGCGGGUGGCUGGAUGGACCAGAAGGCAUACAUCAUGUGGGCGAAAAAGCCCCUGAAUGUGUACCUAACACCGGCUUAUUAUGGCCAACAAAAGGGUGUGUUUGACUUUUGA
Molecule: messenger RNA, 1533 nt
Organism: Gaeumannomyces tritici R3-111a-1
Lineage: Eukaryota; Fungi; Ascomycota; Sordariomycetes; Magnaporthales; Magnaporthaceae
Exons: 5
Coding region: 1-1533 (510 amino acids)
Molecular function (GO): monooxygenase activity; iron ion binding; heme binding
Source: RefSeq, a predicted model, not a curated record